This is a messenger RNA of Carcharodon carcharias (great white shark), 8441 nucleotides long. RefSeq names its product TNF receptor-associated factor 1 (gene traf1). Gene Ontology annotation, biological process: regulation of apoptotic process; protein K63-linked ubiquitination; positive regulation of JNK cascade. The record is from RefSeq and is a predicted model, not a curated record. The transcript is spliced from 12 exons. NCBI's taxonomy places the organism in Eukaryota, Metazoa, Chordata, Chondrichthyes, Lamniformes, Lamnidae. Gene Ontology annotation, cellular component: cytoplasmic side of plasma membrane; plasma membrane signaling receptor complex. Gene Ontology annotation, molecular function: tumor necrosis factor receptor binding; zinc ion binding; ubiquitin protein ligase binding. The coding region runs from base 321 to 2093 and encodes 590 amino acids.
CCUGUAAAACCCGUUAAUUUUGGGAGGGCUGUUUUUUUUUAAAAAAAAAACUUCAGCUACAGGAAGUUCCUGUUCCAAAAUGUGAACGUUUGAAGCGGAAGCACUUCAUACCGUGGAACGAACAUUUUAGGUAAAACUCUUCUUUUCAUACGGAGGAUUUUACCUGAGCAGCAACAAGUUCCUGUCGAAUAUUCAUUCACUUGAAACCUUGACACGGGAAGUCAGCUUGACGUGUUCUCAUCUGUGACUCUGUGUGUCCACACAAAGAGAAAUCUUCAAACAUUUUUGAUAGGAAACCUUGGAUUUACGAGCAGUUUUAAAUGGCACAAGAGCCCAAUGGAUUUGUGUGCAAUGGUCUGCCUUCUUCACCCGAUGAAAAUGAAUUACCUUCUGGCUUUCCACAAAAUAUUUGUGAUGAUGUACCGGAUGGGAAAUACCUGUGCAGCUUUUGUAAAAACAUCUUGAAGAAAGCAUACCAAACAUUGUGCGGACAUCGGUACUGCUGGGCCUGUGUCGAGUGGAUUGUCAAAUACAAUAAAACUCCAAUCUGCCAAAAAUGUAAGGAAGAUGAACCUCAGAGUAUAAAUGAAGAUAGCAUUUUGGGCUUGGGAAAGAUUUUCAGUGAUGCUGCAGUAUCUAAGGAGAUCUUAGAUUUGAAAGUACAUUGUAUCAAUCCUGGAUGUACCUGGAAAAGCGUAAUGAAGAACUAUGAGGAUCAUGUAGCACGGUGUGAAUUUUCACUGAUCCCUUGCAGUACAGGUUGUGGAUUGAUGGUUUUAAGGAAGAAACUGGCAGAUCAUUUGGAAAAAGAAUGUAAAAACAAUAUGACGGAAUGUCAGCAGUGUGGUGUGAAGAUGUUUAUGAAGGAUUUGCAGCAGAACAAGCAUGUCUGUGAGGAAGCUCCUGUUAAAGAGAAGAAACCAUUUAAAAUUGAGUCAGCAAACAAAGAAAAGUCUCGCCCUCCUGGAGGAAACCGAACCCGUGACAGCUGUCGUUUUGCAGAAUUAGGAUGCAAUUUCCGGGGUGGCAAAGAGCGUCUCAAAGAUCACGAAAACUCUUCAGUUGUUGCACAUCUUGCGUUAGUACUUCAGUUUGCCAAUGCUCUGAAAACCAGCUUCCCGCAAGAUCCCAGCAUUGCUAAUGGUGGUAGUGAUGAUGCAUCAGUAGUUGCCCUCCCAUCAAUGAUUGCCGAACUACAGUUCAAAGUCCAACAGCUGGAGAAGAAUGUGUUGUCCUUGUUCUCAGAAGGUUCCCUAGCCUCUUUGCACACCCAGGUUGCUGUGGAAUCAAACGGUGACUUAGAAACUGAUCAUUUUGAAGGAGCUCCCUGUUCUUGCGGGAUUUCAGAUUUGCAGACAGCACCAUAUUCUGCUCAGACAUUGGCAGAGUGUCAAAGUAAAGUUGAUGCUCUUGAACGGAAAAUUCAGACUUUUGAAAAUAUUGUGACUGUUUUAAACCGAGAAGUCGAAAAAACCCAAACUACUAUGGUUGCAUUUGAGAGGCAAAGCAAGAUUGACCAGGAUGCCAUUAAAGCCUUGGAGCGUAAGGUUUCAGAUCAGCAGCAUCUCCUUGCUUUGAAAGACGUGAUCAUCAAUGAAUUCCGUUUGCAAAUGCUUGCUUUGGAGCAGAUCUCUUAUGAGGGAUUAUUGCUGUGGAAAAUUACUGAUGUCAGUAGAAAGCGCCAGGAAGCCAUUUCAGGGCGCAUAACAAGCCUUUCCUCUUCAGCAUUCUAUACCAGCAAAUAUGGGUAUAAGGUGUGUAUGCGAAUGUAUUUAAAUGGAGAUGGAACUGGACGAGGAACUCAUAUCUCUUUGUUCUUUGUUGUAAUGAGAGGCGAAUAUGAUGCCUUGCUACAUUGGCCAUUUAAGCAAAAGGUCACCUUCAUGCUUCUGGACCAGAACAACCGGGAACACUUAAUUGAUGCCUUUCGUCCAGAUGUUAAUUCCUCCUCAUUUCAAAGGCCAGUGAACGAGAUGAAUAUUGCCAGUGGCUGUCCUAUGUUUUUCCCAUUGUCCAAACUUGACUCUCCUAAACAUGCCUAUGUGAAAGAUGACACCUUGUUCAUUAAAUGUAUUAUAGAUGCCACCACUUAACUGGAAGUAGGGGUGAAACCCUGCAAAAAUUAGUCUGCAUUAUUGCUGCUUUGUUUUAUACUCUGAAAAAUGCCUCAAAUUAUGCCGAGUAUCAUGCUUACUUUUUGUUUACAGAAAAAAGUAGCAAAUAUAGGACUAUAUCUCCAAUAGGUAUCUCUGUUCAAAGUGAACUGUGUGAUCUAACCUGAUCUUAUAAGCGACUUCUUGUUAAAAUUGCAGUCUAGUAUGUAAAUAUUUCCUUCCUCUUUGGAAAUGAGAAAUCAGGGUAAUUGAUUCAGAAUUAUACAUCUAUAACUAUUCAUUUUCAGCGCUGCUGGAAAGGAAAACUUCUGCAUCACAUGACAGGUUCUUGCAGCUUUUUGCUUGAAUAUGAAGACCAUUGGGAUCUGGAAGGCAUUCAUUACUUUGUCCUCAAGCACUGGGUGACAGCUACACAUGCAAUUUUAAUUUGCCCAUCAAUGGGUGCGCAUUGCUGCUAUGCCUGGCUUAUCUGUUGGCAGUGAUUAUUAGUAUGAAUUCAGGGAAAGGCUAAUGGGUCUAAAUGUCACUAUGGAAAGAAUGCUUGAAAGAAAUGUCCAUUUAUUGCAGGAAAUUAAGGUAAAUUUAAAAUGAAUGGCAGCUAAAGAAAGUAUUUACCUAGUUAAUUUUUAAUGAUACUUGCAUUACUACCCCAUUAAUCUGGCCAAUAUUUGUAAGUCUUUACCUCUAUUUUAAUCAAUAGAAGCUGUUCCAUGGAAAUUUUUUGUUGCUUUUCACUCAAAGUCAGAGUCAGUUUCAAUUCAUUGGGGUGAUAGAAUGUUUCACUGUUUUGGUAUGGGCCCCGAUGACCAUGAGUUCACAAUACAAUAUGUCAUUUUGAUUUAGUUCUCUAGUUAAGGGAAAUUGUAAAACAGAAGUCGAAAGUAACACAGUAGAGAUUUGAAGGACAAAAGAAAUAGGAGCAGGAGUGCCCAUGUGACCCCUGAAGCUUGCUUCACCAAUCAGUAAGACCACGACUAAUCUUCUAACUCAGCUCCACAUUCCUGCCCUAUCCUGUAUCCCUUGAUUCCCUUUUUGUUCAAAAAUUUAUGAAUCUCAAUCUUGAAUAUACUCAACCCCUGAGCACGUACUGCCUUCUGGAGUAGAGAAUUCAAAAGAUUUCCAACCCUCUUGAGUGAAGAAAUUUCUCCUCAUUUCAGUCUGGGGUGCCCUAACCCUUAUCCUGAGGUGAUAACCACUAACUCUUAGACAGAGGAAACAGCCUCUCAGCUUUGAAGCUAAGAAUUUUAUAUGUUUCAAUGAGAUCAAUUCUCAUUCUUCUAAACUCCAGUGAAUAUUGGGCUAUUCUAUGCAAUCUCUCCUCAUGGACAAUUCUCUCACACCAGGAAUCAAUCUAAUGAACCUUCGUUGCACCCCUCUAACAUGAAUAGAUCCUUCUGUGGAUAAGGAGACCAAAACUGGUCCAAAGAUAUAGAUAUCAAUGUAUAUCAAUUAAGUAAUAGACUGCCAUGACCAUACCACAUGUACAAAACAUACACUUUAGAAAGCACUUAUUUAAAACUGGUCUUUGCUAAUGAAGAUCAUUUAAUAUGUCUCUUUCAUUCAAUAUGAGUUGGGUUCUUCUGGAUAUUUGAAGAAAGAUCAUCUACUUUUAUUGUAUUUUCUUGUACUCUUAUUUCUCCAAUUCCACCCCCUCCUCAUUAUCUGUUACCAGUUUCCCAGUUGCUUUUACCAUUUGCUUCCUACAUAACACUAGUAUUAAUUGUGGAUCGACUGUUGUCAUAUGUAAUUUUUUAAAUCUAUAAGAUGUUAAUUGAGAGGGAGAGACUUCAGAAAUUUGUUCAACAAAACUACAUAAUGGUCAAAAUUUUGAAUUACAUUGUUACAGUUAAAGUGAUUUGCAAUGUUAAAUGUUGACAAAGUUUGAACAAUAAUUGUGGCAACAUGGCUUAAGAUUUGUGGUUAGGAAAUUUGUACAGGUUUAAGUUUCUUGCUAUAUUUUUGAACACUAUUGAAACUGUAUUUUGCUCCUCUAUCUUUUGAUUUUGUUUAUGCUAAAUGUUGAGCUUUUAACACUUACAAAUUCUCCUUAACUGAGAACAAAUUUUGCAUUGUAGUAAUGUGAUGGCCAUGUAAUUCUGUAGUAACACAUUGGAAAUUUGUUAGGAGUGGCACUUAUUUGUUAACAAUUUCUUAUAGGAAUAACUGUUGAACAAACCAGCUCUGCCUACAGAACAGGAUUCAUUUAGUCAGUACCAACUAUAAUUUAAGUUGUAUGUCGUGUAGGCCAACAGCAUAGUAUAAUUGGCUUGCCUAACAGCACAGUGAAAAAGAAGCGGGUGGUAAGGCAGAUUAAAUCAGCUAAAACUGCCCAGAAAUUUUAAUCAUUCUCAAGCUAAUAAUUCAAUUUGAGUUGAAUCCUUAAAUUUUUCUUUUUUUUUGUCCUGGCUGCCGCUACCUCCACGAGGUGCAGGAUGGGCAAUGUACUGAAUCUAAAUGUGUAGUUUACAUAGGAACAUAGGAACAGGAGUUGGCCAUUCAGCUCUGCAAGCCUAUUCCAUCAUUCAUUUAGAUCAUGGCUGAUCUGUACCUUCACUCCAGUUACCAGUCUGAUAGUGUGACUAAACACACAGCAUAUUAUAAAUCUUAGCUUUCUUUGCGAUUAUAGCACUGCAGCAUGAAACCAUCAAUCAAGUAAGAUUGCUAGUCUUCAAUAUUAUUGUGCAUGUAGUUUCUAUAAAACAUACCACCUUGAGAUUCAGUAUAGCAAACAGCGGUAACUAUAUUUGCGUGGUAUCGACCUGCCAGAAUAAGCCCAACUGUACCUUUACUUGAUUUUUGUUUGUGUGUGAAUGAGCUGCAUCUGACUGCAUUCCUUCUGAACAUGGCUAACUCCUUAGCCAAACACAAGACAAGUUUGAAGAAAUUGGCUUACAGAAACUGAGGAAAGUAAAUAGCCUUACAAGAAAUGUGAAGAAACUAACAAGACACUAGAUGCAGAACAUUAUCUACUAUCUAUAAAUGCAUACGCUUCAAGAAACAAAAUGUUUGCCCCCCCCUCUUGCUUGUAUCACAGUUGUGACUUUGCUUGCAUAACACCACUUGUUGGUUUUGUAAAUUAAAUUCUGCAAGGAACCGGUAUAGAGCAUUUGAUUUGAGGACCAAUAUUUACAUACAAGUUGUAAUGUGAGGAGCAUUUUUUUGAGUGCACUGGUAUUCGAGAUAUGGUUCAAUGACUUGUUGAUUGAUAUUGAGACUCUAGAAUUUUGUCACUUCACAAAAAUUGCACAAGAAAUCAAGAUAUGUACUUCAGAGCAGUUUAAUUCAUUCUAUGUGAAUUUUAUUGUUGGGCAGCAUAAAACAGUGUGUUCCUUUGUUAAGAUAUCUAAAUAUUUUUGCAUAUAGAAAUCGUUACUUCCUGAAUCCCCAUAGACAGUUGCAUAAAUGAAUAUGUAUAAUUACUUCCCUAACAGACUUCACUUUGUGUGGUCCAUAUUAUAGAGGAGCUGAUGCAAACGAAGCUUCCUAUCUCUACUGCAUUAAAUAUUUUUCUUCAUCACCCUGUAAGUAUUUGAAAAUGCAACUUUACAAAUGGAAGGCAAGCCAUUUUAGCAGCAGUAGGAUAAAUCGUGUGUACAAUAACCUGUUUUUUCAGUAAAGCAGUAUAUAUAAAAAAAAGCUAACUGAUGCCAAAAACUGUUCAUAAAGAACCCUGAGUUAAGCUUAAGACAGGUAUCUGUCUAUAUUUAUAUUUAUACCUGUAUGUUGACCAAAAAGAUUAAAGCCUUUUAACUUGUAUCCAAGCUGAAAAAUCAGAUUGCUAGGCAUGAAGUAGUGGCUGUUCGGGCACUUAGCCACUCCUUAAUGCCUAGCAGUCUGACUUUAAUCUGUCUUAAACUUAACUCGGGGUUCUUUAUGAAAAAUUACUAUAGUUAGUUAACACUUCAUUGAUGCUGGAUACCAGUUAUACAUUCUUGUUAAUAUAAAGUAAGAGGGGCCUCUGGUGUACAUUCAAGGAAAUGCACAGCAUUUACGCAUGGGAGUGUAUUUAGUUCCUGUUAAUAUAUUAGUGCAUUUGAACAUGGCAUAUCUGUUUUCAAAAGACAUAUGUAAUCUAAAGUAAAAAGCUUUACUCUAGAUCUAGAUAGCAUAAAUUUGAGUGUUAAGUACUUAACAAAACCAAAUUUAUUUCAUGCUAAUAAAGUAGUUUGCUGAAUUUCCACAAGAUUUAUCUAUCUAAUGUCAUUAAAUUUUGUACUGAUUAGGGGUCUGCAUUUUAGAAUAUUUCUAAGUUAUCUGUGUAUAUUGUAGCACUAAUGAACAUAAAAGCAAAAAAACUUUUAUUUUCUGGAUGCAGGUGAGGCUGGCAAGGCUGACAUUUGUUCUCCUAAGAAAGUAUUGGUGGGCUCCCAACUUGAAUGGCUGCAAUUUGUGUGGUGUGGGUGCUCUAAAUUUGUUUAGAUAGUGAGUUUCAGGGUAAUAGUUCGACAUAACUGUCCAGCUAAUAAUUAACAGACUUGCUAGGCCAUCUCAGAAGGUGUUGGUGUGGGUUACGAGUUCCAUAUAGGCCAGUUGGCAGGCUUAUAUGGAAAUUCACAAUCUUUAGAUGAUUAAUUAUUAGUUCAGUAACAUAACCAAUACGUUACCAUAUCCACCCUGUUGACUGUGACCAUAGUACAGAAUCUCUCCCCAUCCUCUUGACCUGUUUGUAGCGAUCGGACAUGGCUGACUACGCCAACCGUCUUCAACACCUCUCCUCCAUUGUCAACUGAGUGCGUCUAUCCUCAGCUGAUUGAAUAUGAUUGGAUAGGUAAAAGUGCAGAGAAUCUCCACCUCACCACAUUACCUCUGGGGUUGUCCAAGAAUCUGUCCUUGGUCUUCCUACAUCUUAUCUACAUGCUGCCUCUCAAUGAAAUCAUCCAAACCACAUAACAGGUUCCAAUAUACACUGAUGAUACCCAGUUCUACCUCUCCACCAUCUUCCUCUUGACUGCUGCACUAUCUAUGUUGUCAGACUGCUUGUCAUAUCUGACCCGGAUGAGCCAAAAUGUACUGUUAAAUACUGAGAGGACCAAAGCCAUUGUCUUUUGCCUUCACCGCAAACUUUGUUAGCUCUUCACCGAUUCUAUUUCUCAUUCACCACCCCCAUCCAUGGCCAGUGUCUCAGGUUUCACCAAACUGUUCACAACCUCGCAUCCUAUUUGUUCCCAAGUUUUGCUCUCAACUCUACUUCCUCCAUCUCAAAAACCACUUUCCAUAGAUCCACCUCUGUAACAUUGCUUUUCUCAGCCCCUGCCUCAGGAAAUCUGCUGCUAACCCCAUAAAACUUGACUGUUACUUUGUUCACUUGGCCAGCCUUGUAUUCUGUACACUCCACAAUUUCAGCUCAACCACAACUUUGUUUCUGGAUCCUUUACUGCACCCAUCUGCUCACUUACCUACAUUAGCCUCCGGUCCCCCAGCACCUCAAAUUUAAAACUCUUACCCUUUUGUUUAAUUCCCUUCGUGAACUCUCCACAUCUUUCUUUAAUUUUCACCAACCCUACCAUCCUCCAAGAACUACGCAUUCCUCCAGCUCUGGCCUCGUGCAUUUCCCACUCUUCAUUCCAGCAUUGAUGACUGUGGCUUCAGCUGUCUGGACUCAAAGAUCUGAAAUUCCCUCCGUAAACCUCUGCCACUCCUUGUUUCAGACCAUCCUCUUUGACCAAGUUGUUAGCCACCUUUACUUUGUGUUGAUUUUUGUCAUGAUUCUGUGAAACACCUUUGAAUAUUUUUCUACAAUAAAGGUGUUCGUUAAAUGAAGGUUCUUGUUUUUGAACCUUUUUGGAAAAAAUAAGUAAUUUUGUAAAUACUCAACUUGUUUGGAAAUGAAUGCUUUUUGUUCAACUUUUCAUAUUUGUUUAUAUAAGGUGAUGAUUUGAUAUUUGUUAUUGUUCGCAAUGGUUAAUGUUUGCAGGAUCUAUUUUAAACAUUUUUUUUGUACAUGUAUGAACAAUGGAAGGAUGUUACAGCCACUUUUAGUGUUGCUUUAGCAUUAAAAAUGAAUAUGGCGAGAGGGUCAAGAACUCCUAUUAUUGAAAAAUAACUGAAAUAGUGCAGAGUUGAGAUAUAUGCUCUUGCCUUUUCCAUGGCCUUCCCCAGCUAUUUUUUCCCCUCACUCCCUCUCCUGGGGGAAGUGACUUAAGCUAAGAUGCUAAUCCAUGGGCACAGGUAGUCCUUUGUAUCUUGCUAAAUGGAUCAUUGUUCAAGUGAGACGAUUCAGCCUGCUCCUUGAUGUGUUGUUAAUGUAUUUGAAUAGUGGAAUGUUAAGCUUUGACCAAUUGUACCUGUUCUGGGCAACUCAUUUCAAACAUUAAAACAAUAAAUGCA